AUGUUCAUCAAAACCUAUUUGCACACCCACAAUAUUACUACAGAUGAUCUCGUUCCUUUGCGAAAGGUAACUGGUAAAUUCCAAUCCGGCUACAAUCCGUUCACGAUUGGAUGUAUUGGAAAUAUACGGCGAACGUUGUGCGGUAGUCAAUUUCCAUCGUUCACAAAGUAUGAAGAAGCCGCUGCAAAACGAAGCCGAAAGAAUCGUUCAGCUGUGGAAGAUGUAAAAGUGAAUGGUGCAAUGAAGAAAGGGGAUACGGAUGAAGUAGACGAAACAACUGUGUUAUAUGUUCCGGAUAAAGAUGGAGUGAAGGAUGGUCACAUUCGAUUGAAACAGCUACGACUGGCUGACAGCCAAUCAGUUGGAACGUCGUUGUCAUUGACCGGAGCAGACCCGCCUUCUCAGCGAGAACGCGAUGGUUCCACAUGCAACCUGUUUGAUUCAGCUCAAGGUUUGUGCUUUUCCUUUCUCAUGCUAGGAAAGAAUUGUAAUGCGACGUCACAUUCGAAUCGCUCUCUUCAUUUCUAG
Ostertagia ostertagi is the source of this 528-nucleotide messenger RNA. The record is from the annotation of a GenBank genome assembly. Lineage: Eukaryota; Metazoa; Nematoda; Chromadorea; Rhabditida; Trichostrongylidae.